GUUACUCAGACAACUCCUCUUUUCCUCCCAAAAACAUAUGAAACUUUAAAAAGCAUCAUUUCAGGCUGUUUGGUUCACUGUAUAGAAGAUCAUGGCUUCCGCAAAUGACAGAGCAGUUCUACAAGCCAUCUUCAACCCAACCAGUCCCUUUGGAGAUGUUCCUGCAUUAAAUCAAGAAGACAAGCUUACAGAUGAUGACACUGUUUUUGACCCCGAGCUUCUGAAGCAGGUGAAAGAUCUGGAACUACAGGGAGUCUCUGUCGCCGAAUCUGGAGAUCUGCCUGUUGCCCUUCAGCAUUUUAACCAGGCCAUAACGGUCCUGCCGCAAAGAGCCUCGGCCUACAAUAACCGAGCCCAGACCAAACGUCUACAGGGAGAUACUAUAGGUGCAGUGGAGGAUCUUGAGAAGGCGAUAUCUCUGAGCCGAGGCACAGGACGAACAGCGUGCCAGGCUCUGGUCCAGCGCGGGCUUCUGCUCAGGUUGGCUGGCAGAAACGAAGAGGCCCGGGUGGACUUUGAGAAGGCAGCAGCUCUGGGCAGUGAGUUUGCCCGGCAACAGGCUGUGAUUUUAAAUCCAUACGCUGCCCUGUGUAACCGUAUGCUGUCAGAGGUCAUCAAUAAAAUACGCAAUCCAGAAAUAUCAGAGAUUAAAUAAGAAGUCAUAUGAUGAGGUGACGUGCUAAAAACACACUCAGAAAUCUGUUCACUUGUAUAGCAACAAAGACGUUUAUUGUAUAUGCACAACGUGAACCACAUGUUUGUAAACAGUCUUGUUAGUAAAAACAAUUCUAUUUCACAGAUUAUUGUGAUUUUGGAAAUAAGGGUAUGCAACAGCACAAGAAUACAAGCUAUAUCUAAAAACAGAAUAAACAAUGCCACUGCAUUUCUCGCUUUAAUUACUGGUAUGACAAAAUAUUUAGAAGCAAAACGAAGUAAAAUAAAAAUUACGUCGGUUUACACAAAAAACAAGCAUAAAAAAUGUCCUUUCUAAUAUUUAACUUUUUUGUUCUACACUAUUGGCAGUUUUGUAAUUUGUUUUAUUUGAACAAACUCAUUUUUUGAUUUAUUUUUAAUUCAAGUAAAGUUAAAUAAGUUAACAUCUGUAAUGUUCAAUAAAAAAAAAAUAUCUUGUUUCACCAAUUUCGCACUCGAAAACAAGACAAAAUAUGAAAUACUAAGAAAUUCAUACUGAAGUACACAGGCAAAUUUAGGGGGUAACAACUUUUAAAGUGUAUGAGUAUUUUCUGCCACUAGAGGUCAUCCAAGAUUUGUUGGAAAAAACUGCACAUCAAGAUUUGUAUGAAGACAACUUUUCAUAUUGUUCACAACAAGAUUUGUACCAAAUAAAAUAUUUCCUUGUUAAUUUA
Messenger RNA from Triplophysa dalaica, 1367 nucleotides. RefSeq names its product tetratricopeptide repeat domain 36 (gene ttc36). Gene Ontology annotation, molecular function: protein binding. Bases 92 to 655 code for a protein of 187 amino acids. NCBI's taxonomy places the organism in Eukaryota, Metazoa, Chordata, Actinopteri, Cypriniformes, Nemacheilidae. The record is from RefSeq and is a predicted model, not a curated record. The transcript is spliced from 3 exons. Gene Ontology annotation, biological process: cilium assembly.